CGUACUUUCGUUUUAGCAAUGAAAAAAUAAUAUGAAGGCAUGUGAUUGCAUUAUCCUAUAAUUCUGCGAUAGUAUUGUGUGAAGAUUCAUUGAAUUGUGACAGAAAUCAAAAAAGGGGUUUUUUUGUUAAACAGAAAUGUAUUGAUGUACCAUGUCAGGAAAAUUAGACAAAUCAUCAUUUUCAAUGGAUGUAUCUCAGAAGGGUCAGGGAGAUAGGGAGGACUACAGGAGUCUGGGAAAUGGAAAGCAUGCCCGGUCUCAGUCACCCCUGAAAUUUUUUGCUGAGGCCAAGAAGAGCAUAAAUGAUGUGUUUAAAGACAUUGCAGAAUAUGUGACAGAAUCACAGAAUUACCUAAGUGCUUUGCCAGAGAAUUGCAAGUGUGAAAAUGCCAAGUCAGUGGAGGAGUUUGGGAACAUGAUCCAGGGAAUCAUUGAAGUUCUCACCAGGGACCAUAUGAAAGUGGUGUUUUUUGGGAGGACUUCCAAUGGAAAGAGUACCACAAUCAAUGCUAUGUUGAGGAAUAAGAUCAUGCCCAGUGGGAUAGGCCACACCACACACUGUUUUAUCCAGGUGGAAGGCUGCGAAUCAUCAGAGGGAUUCCUGUUAACUGAGGACUCGGAUCAACAGAAGAGCAUUUCUGAUAUCAAGCAGUUGGCAUCAGCUCUAAGCAAAGUAAAACUAAAGGAGAAUUCUCUGAUCAGAAUAUUGUGGCCCAAACAGAAAUGUAAAUUUCUAAGAGAGGAUGUGGUCUUUUUAGACAGUCCUGGGAUUGAUGUAACUCCAGAUUUAGACGACUGGAUUGAUAAACAUUGCUUGGAUGCUGAUGUGUUUGUGUUGGUGGCUAAUGCAGAGUCCACCCUUAUGCAGACAGAGAAGAACUUCUUUCACAAAGUGAGUUCACGGUUGUCCAAACCCAACAUCUUCAUCCUGCAAAACAGAUGGGACAUCUCCGUCGGAGAAGAUGAUCCCGAGGAGGUGGAACAGGUCAAAGAACAACAUUAUCAGAGAAAUGUAGAAUUCUUGGCUGAUCAGCUGAAAGUGGUUGACAGACAAGAGGCCAAGAACAGAAUCUUUUUUGUCUCAGCAAAAGAAACAUUGAUUUCACGCCUGCAUGAAGACAACAAGACACCAACUCCUCAUGGAUCCCUCCAAAGAAAUUACCAAGAAAGAGCAUUUGCUUUUGCAAAUUUUGAACAAGCAUUUGAGGUCUGUAUAUCUAAAUCAGCUGUUAGAACCAAAUUUGAGCAGCAUUCCCAGAGAGGUCGAAAUAUAACAUCUAGUCUGAGAAGUGUAAUGGAUGAAACACACAAAAAGAGCCAGCAACAAGGAGAUAAAUUACAAGAAGUAAAAUCUGAGAAAGAAAGUGAACUGGAUUUUCUGGAGAAGCAAACUCUUGUACUAACUACAGAAAUGAAGGACAAAAUCAAAGCAAUGGUGGAAGAGGUUGAGAGAAAGGUUUCUUAUGCUAUGAAUAUGGAGAUUAAUCGUCUAGCUGUUUUAGUAGAAGAUUUCGAUCGCCCGUUUCACCCUGAUGAGAUGGUGUUAAGAGUGUAUAAAAAGGAGUUACAUGCCUUUGUAGAGGAUACGAUAGGUAAAAAUUUACAGAGUCGAUGCUCGUAUGAGAUGCAAUCUACAGUAGAGAAAACACAACGGCAGAUGGCAGACCGUCUUUCUGCCCUCCUACCCGAUGAGACAAAACAACACUUGGACAGCGUCUUGCCUAAGAACCAGUUUGAGAUUGCGUAUCGACUGGACUGUAGAAACCUCUGUGCCGAUUUCCAGGAGGAUAUACAGUUUCGAUUUUCGUUUGGUAUAACCGCCCUGAUGGAAAGAUUCCUUGGUCGAAAAGGAGUGAAGACUGUCCUCACUGGCAAGGGAAAUACAAUUCCCCGCCCUAUACCCGGCCAGUCACAGGACAAUCAGAUCCUGGUCGGUGUGAUUACCACGUUCGCUUCUGUGUCCUCCAGGACAACCAUGGGAGCUGUUAUCAUCGGCGGAAUGGUUGCCAAGGUGACGGGCUGGCGGAUCAUUGCUGUCGUGGGAGCCCUCUACGGACUCAUGUACCUGUACGAGAGAAUGACGUGGACAAACAAGGCCAAGGAGAGGUCGUUCAAGAGGCAGUACGUGGACUACGUGGCCAGCAAGCUCAAGCUGAUUGUGGAUCUGACCAGUGCCAACUGUAGCCACCAAGUACAACAGGAACUGAGCGGCACAUUUGCUCGACUGUGUAACCAAGUGGACAUAUCCAAACAGGGACUAGAGGAUGAAAUCAGAAGCCUGGACAAUGAAAUUUCUCGCCUGCAAGAUAUCAGCUCCAAAGGAAAGACACUACGGAACAAAGCUGAUUUCCUGGACAAAACCUUGGAUGGCUUUAUUAAGAAAUUUUUGGGUCCAAAAGAUUCAUAGAGUGGAAGAGAACUAAAAGCAAUGAAGAUGCAUGAAAUGGAAUUUUGAAAAUAAUAAUAGAGAUUACCAGUACUUAGGACAAAUCUGCUGAAAUGCAAUCAUUGAAAUUGAACAGUACACUUUGUUAUAAAGAAACCACAAGAAAAUACCAUUAUAGAUGAAUUUUUUUUUUACUGUGCUUACUCUUUUGAUAAAAAGAAAUGUAUAUUACUAGUAAUUUAAUCAGACGAGAAUUAGAAUUCAUGGGUUUCAAAAGGAAUGUACUUUUCCUGCAAAAAGGGAAGGAGGUCAGUCAAUAUUUUAAGAGAUUGGCAAAAUUACAAACAUUGCAGAAUUAAUGAUAUCAUAUCAUUAAAAAAGAAAGGAAAUUUCAUUGUUGUUAGAUGACAUGUAAUUUUUUUCCAUUAGGAUAUACAAUGUAUUGUACCGGUACAUAAAUUUAUUUACUACAUCCAUACACACUACAGUGGAACUAGGAACUUGAUAAUAAUGAAAAAUUUGUAGAUUGGUAUCAAUGUAUGUUCUAAACUGGCAGUGCAUGAACAAAAAUAUUUAGCUUUAUUUUCCUCUCUUAAUUGCCUGACCAAAAAAAGUAUUGGACCCAGAUGUUCUGCUUAUCACGCCCCUUCCUUUAUUUUAGAAAUAAAGUAGUUUUCAUAUUAAUUUAAAUAAUUUAAAUUUCCCCUCCAAAUUUCCUACUCAAAAGUUUAAACAUGGAAUAUGGAGAAAUAUACACAAUUUUUUGAGGUGGCCUUAAUAUCAGUGUUAUAUUGUGGUGAAUUUAUAAUUAGAUAACAAAUUUUUGCUUGUGUGUACUGAUAUAAAAAUACGACAUGUACAUCUAACUUCCAAGAAUAUGAAUUACGGGAAAAAAAAUCUCUGGCUACGUGGAGUAAGAGAGAAUAAAAUCUUCUCAUCAUAAGAUUUGCUCGAUAAAUUGUGAAAUUAAAUGUACCGGGGUACUUGUAUUUUAUUGUCUAGUCCACCAGAAUGGUUUCUGUUAGUCUAAAUUUUGCCAGCUGAAGACACACAAUCAUUAUAUACAUGUACUUGAUUUGUUAUGAUUUGAAUUUGUUGAUGAGAAAUUAGGAAUUAAAUUUUAGAAACUGUGUUACAAUGAAAAUGCUCUUAAUGAAAAAUCAAUUAUAUUUUGUUUUGUGCUUGAGUGCUCAUAUUUUAUUUUUAUGACAUUUUUGAUGUACUUUUGUUAUUGCAAUGUUAGUUUAAUAAUUAUAAACAACAUUUCUGUUAUAUUUUUAGAUUUGAGCCUUUCAUGAAUAUCAUCCUAAUAUUCUAUAUUUAACAAACUGUAAUACAUGUAGUGAGCUGUGUUAUACAUGUAUAUGAAAAUCUGUUGAAAGAAUUAUACUGAUACCGUAUUUAUAACUUGAUUAUAAAUCAUGACAGUUUUUUAAAUUUAUUUUUACCUCUGUUGUCUUCUUUGAUUUAAAAGUCUUCAAUUGGCAAUAACAAAUUGUAUUGAUCUGUAUGUACAUUUACAAUGUAGCUGUUUAAAUCUAAGAGCUGUUUUAAAUUUAAAAAAAUUGUCAGGAUGAUGAAAAAUAUUGAUUGAUCUGCAUUAAUUAAAUGUAAGUCAUCAAUAAAUUAAGACUACUGGUACAAGCUUGACAUGUAAGGACUUGGUACAAUUUAACAACCUUUAGUAAUACCCAUGGACUUGUUUAUUAAUUUUCAAAAAAUUGGAAUUAUUGAGUUACUGAAUAACUUGCACACAUAAAGAACUGUCUUCAGUCAGUUGUGUAUACAUGUAGUAAAUACAUGUACAAUCAUGGUUGCUUAAAUCUUGCAUGUACUCAAUUUAUGGUAUGCAUGUAAUGCAGAUUUGCUGAUAAAACUUUGUGACAGUGUAAUGUAGUGUUGCAUAAUAUGCAUGUGAUCUUUUCAUAGUUGCUGUAAAACAUGUAACUGUGCAAAUUGUUAAUCAAUGUUUAUCACUGGAAUCAGUUCAUUCAUUAAUAAUAAUUUUAUAAUGGUCGUUUGUGCUUUCUGGCAAUGCUUGAAAACUGUGCUUUCCGAUGUUUUGUGAUCAUUUUUCCAUUAUGUAUAUGCAGCUGUAUUCAAUUUCAUUAGUCUGGAAUUUAAUCGUCUGGAUUUUUCAGAAAAAUAAAUUACCAAUAAAUGAAAAUUAAGAGAAUUUUUCUUCUUUCUAAAAGUAUUUCUUUUAUCAACAGUCUGGAUUCUUCCUUUCUUAGAUUUUUUGAUAAUUAAAGUUAUAAUCUUUUAUUCUUCCCUUAUUGCAUAUAGAGUUGUAUGGCUUUUUGAAACAUAGUAAAAUUUUAAGACUUUAAAGGCAGUUAAGCCUUGCCAUGUGUACUAUCCUAAUAUUUCCAAAUUUUUCAGUGUUUGCUAUGUAGCUGUUCUUUUAUACAUUGUAAAAAAAAGUGGACAUGCAGGCAAACCCUUCAACCUGGAUAAAGUCUUCUUGUCAUAUUCUUUGAAGAGAAUUUUUAACGGUAGUUCAGUAACUCUAAAAUCUAGGAAUUAUUCAUUUAAAUAUACAUGUAUCGCAGAAACUGCACUCAUUGGUAUAAUGGAGAACAUCAAUUUACAAUUGAAGAUUGAGGGUCCGACUCACCAGUUCAACAUUUCAGAAUCUAAUUUACACUACCUUAAUAGCCAUAACAAUGUUGACAAAGCAAGUAUCUUAAAACACCUGCCAUUAAUAAUCUGCCUGAGGCUUUUGUUCAUAUCUUCUGAAUUAAAUAUUUGAAAAUCAUACACAUUAUUUUCAUUGCACAUUGCAUAUUUUUCCCCUUUUGGACUUGUAAUUACUUCAUAAGGAUCAUGCUUUCUAUUCUAAUAAAGUAAUUUUCUGCUGACUUGAGACACUAUUUCAAGGUGUAGUGAUCGAUCGAGCCACCUUAAUACUGACUACAGAUGUCAGCCAUGUAAUCUGUUGAUGAAUAAAUCAGACAAACAUGUAAAUGAUAGCCUGUUUUUAUUUAUAAAAAUGAUACACACUACAUGCCUUUUUCACCAUAUCGCCAAAGUAACAAAUGUUUUCACUGUGUACAUAACUUAACUUUGUGUCAAUUCUGAUUCAAAAUUGUUCAAACAGCCAAUUACAAAAUGUGAUGUUUAAAAAAAUCCCAAUAUUUCAAAAAGUUACAAGUAAUAUGCAACAUAAAAGCCUAAUUUACAAAGAUAUGAAAAUAAGCAACAAUAAUGCCGGAUUACGGUAAUAUGAAACUAAAAAUGCCCAUUACACUUUAUGAUGUAUCUGUACAUCCAAAAUUGCAAAACUUGAAUUAUUAUGCAAAAGAAAUUAAUUUUUUUCCCCCCAAUUUACUCUAAACCAAGCUAUACACAUAGAAAUCAAAAAUAUUUAUACAUGCAUUGGGGCUUAUAUGGAAUGAAGAAACUUUGUCAUGCUUUUUUAUAUACAUUGAUCUUGCUAACAUAAGACUAAUUGUAUGAAUGUCAAUAUGGAAUGAGAAGAUCAAAGGAAAAAAAUCAAUCAAAACUUUCUUUAAUGGAAUGGACAAGAUCCUCUUGAAACCCAGCUUCAACAACCAAAUAACUCCCCCAAUAUUUAUGUAUCUUCUAACUGCUGUCAGUUCAUCUACUUACAUGCAUGUCCAGUGAGGUAAAGAGAAUAAUUUCCAUAUCUUUUAAUUUAAUAAUGUUUUUCAACAGGUAGUAAAAAAAAGAAUUCAUGGCAUAUUCUCUGCAUUAAAAAAAGAGAAAUAAUUUUUUUCUCUCUGACAAAAAUUUAGCCAUGAUGACUGAAAACUACAUGUCUAAACAAACUCAGAUUCAUUGUUAACAACUGUUUUUAGGGAAUCAAUUUCUAAUGAUACAAGGAAAAUAUGUUAUACAAUGUAUAGAAAAUACUUUGUUGAGAUUGCUUUGCUAUGCAUGGAAAAAAAUUUUUUUUUGUUUACAAACAUUAUUAGUCACAACACAUAUUGUUACAUAACCUACAGGGUAGCCCUGCUGUGUAAAAUUCCUACAGUUAAUGUACAUGUAUCUAAUAAGU
This is a messenger RNA of Magallana angulata, 6407 nucleotides long. RefSeq names its product mitofusin-2-like. Gene Ontology annotation, molecular function: GTP binding; GTPase activity. Bases 152 to 2407 code for a protein of 751 amino acids. The transcript is spliced from 18 exons. The record is from RefSeq and is a predicted model, not a curated record. NCBI's taxonomy places the organism in Eukaryota, Metazoa, Mollusca, Bivalvia, Ostreida, Ostreidae. Gene Ontology annotation, biological process: mitochondrion localization; mitochondrial fusion. Gene Ontology annotation, cellular component: mitochondrial outer membrane.